Molecule: messenger RNA, 246 nt
Organism: Lactuca virosa
Lineage: Eukaryota; Viridiplantae; Streptophyta; Magnoliopsida; Asterales; Asteraceae
Source: the annotation of a GenBank genome assembly
AUGCUUCCGCAAUCUGCAUCACCACCACCACCACAGUGUUCCCGAUCAUUUUUCAUGCCACCACCACCGCCCUUCACAGUUUCCUCCGAAAAUGACUGCAUCGACUUUGAGCCUCCAACAUUUAUGGUUGAAGCAGAGGAAUCAAAGACUGUGAUAAAUGGGCCAUGGAUCACCAAAUAUUAUCUUUCAAUAAUUCUUGAAAAUGAAAUAUACCCACUCCAGACGAAAUUAGCUACUAAAGAUUAA